This is a messenger RNA of Pipistrellus nathusii (Nathusius's pipistrelle), 2688 nucleotides long. NCBI's taxonomy places the organism in Eukaryota, Metazoa, Chordata, Mammalia, Chiroptera, Vespertilionidae. The record is from the annotation of a GenBank genome assembly.
AUGGGCAGGCCGGCGGCGCUCCUGCUCUGCCUGCUGGGCUGCCACGUCUGGAAGGCGGUGACCAAGACGCUGCGGGACCCGGGCGCCGCAGCCCAAGAAGUUACACUGAAGGUCCACAUCAGUGACGCCAGCACCCACCAGCCUGUCCCGGAGGCGCUCAUCGAGAUUUUCACCAACCAGGUCUCCAUCGCCUCUGGCACCUCGGGGGCAGAUGGCGUGGCCUUCAUCAAGUUCCAGUAUAAGCUGGGCAGUCAGCUGAUCGUCACUGCCACAAAGCAUGCCUAUGUGCCAAACUCUGCCCCUUGGAAGCCAAUCCGAUUACCCGUGUUUUCUUCGCUGAGCCUCGGCCUGCUUCCAGAACGAUCCGCUACUCUAAUGGUUUAUGAAGACAUUGUCCAAAUAGUCUCAGGAUUCCAAGGUGCCCGGCCGCAGCCUCGCGUCCAUUUCCAGAGGAGAGCGCUGCGGCUGCCGGAGAACACCAGCUACAGCGACCUGACCGCCUUCCUGACGGCCGCCGGCUCCCCCUCCGAGGCCGGCAGUUUCCCGUACCUGCGAGGAUUAGACGGAAACAGAACAGGAAACGGCACCAGGUACGACCUGAGCCCAGUCACAGCUGUCAGCGUGCACUUGCUCAGCAGUGAUGGAACGCCGGUGCUGGUGGAUGGCCCCAUCUAUGUCACCGUGCCCCUGGCCACACAGAGCAGUCUGAGGCACAAUGCCUAUGUCGCAGCGUGGCGGUUUGACCAGAAGCUGGGAACGUGGCUGAAGAGUGGCCUCGGCCUCGUGCACCAGGAGGGCAGCCAGCUGACGUGGACGUACAUUGCCCCUCAGCUGGGGUACUGGGUGGCAGCCAUGUCUCCCCCCAACCCAGGUCCCGUUGUCACACAGGACAUUACCACAUAUCACACGGUGUUUCUUUUGGCCAUUUUAGGAGGAAUGGCUUUCAUACUUUUGGUUUUGCUGUGUCUCCUUUUAUAUUAUUGCAGGCGGAAGUGCUUGAAACCUCGUCAGCACCACAGGAAGCUGCAGCUCCCUGCCGCCCUGGAGAGUUCCAAAAGAGACCAGUCCACCUCCAUGUCUCACAUCAACCUGCUGUUUGCCCAUCGGGAGUCGGAAUUCCCGGGCCCACUCUCUGUGACCAGCCACAGCCGCCCGGACGCCCCGGGCACCAAGGAGCUGAUGAGCGGCGUCCGUUUGGAAAUGAUGUCCUCCAGCGGAGAGGUGGACCUGCACACCCCCAUGCUGAAGCUGUCCUACAGCACCUCCCAAGAAUUCAGCUCUCGCGAGGAACUCCUGUCUCAUAAGGAAGAGGACAAAAGCCAAAUCUCCUUUGAUAACCUGACCCCGAGCGGGACGUUGGGAAAGGACUACCAUAAAUCCGUGGAGAUUUUCCCCUUAAAGUCCAGAAAGUCUGUGGAGAGAGAAGGCUACGAGUCCCCGGGCCGCAGCGACUACCGGAGGAGCUACAAUGCCAUGCUGUCACAGCCUUUAUUUGAGAAGCAAGACCGAGACAGUCAGGCCUCCGUCAACCGUAUUUCCACGGGAAGUAAGCUCACCAUUCAGGAACACAUGUACCCCGCACCUUCCUCUCCCGAAAAGGAGCAGCUGCUGGACCGCAGGCCUACUGAAUGUAUGAUGUCACGAUCCGUGGACCACCUGGAAAGACCCACGUCCUUCUCGCGGCCUGGCCAGCUGAUCUGCUGCAGCUCCGUGGACCAGGUCAAUGACAGCAUCUACAGGAAAGUGCUGCCGGCCUUGGUCAUCCCCGCCCACUACAUGAAACUGCCUGGGGACCACUCCUACGUGGGCCAACCGCUGGUCGUUCCGGCAGACCAGCAGCUUGAGAUCGAAAGGCUGCAGGCCGAGCUCUCCAGCCCCCACGCGGGGAUCUUCCCACACCCCUCCUCGCAGAUCCAGGCCCAGCCCUUGUCGUGCCAGGCCAUCUCUCAGCAGCACCUGCAGGACGCGGGCAGCAGGGAGUGGAGCCCGCAGAACGGGUCCAUGUCGGAGUCUCUGUCCAUCCCUGCAUCCCUGAACGACGCGGCCUUGGCCCAGAUGAACAGCGAGGUCCAGCUCCUGACCGAAAAGGCCCUGAUGGAACUGGGCGGCGGGAAGCCACUCCCGCACCCCCGGGCCUGGUUCGUCUCCCUGGAUGGCAGGUCCAACGCGCACGUUAGACAUUCUUACAUCGAUCUCCAAAGAGCCGGGAGGAACGGAAGCAACGAUGCCAGUCUGGACUCCGGCGUGGAUAUGAAUGAGCCAAAAUCUGCCCGGAAGGGAAGGGGAGACCCUCUGUCUCUCCCACAGAACCACCCGCCCGUCCAGGAGCACCCUCAGAAGGAGCCGAGGGUGGCGGACGGCACGGCCUACACGCAGCUCGUGUACCUGGACGACAUGGACCAAAGCGGCAGCGAGUGUGGCACCACCGUCUGCACCCCCGACGACAGUGCCCUGCGGUGCCUGCUGGACGGCUCCAGCCGGAGGAGCGGCGGCCAGCUGCCCAGCCUGCAGGAGGAGACGACCAAACGGACUGCGGACGUCCCCACCGAGCCCCUGGCCAGCCCCGACCAGGGAGGGUCCGCUCCGGAGGACGAUGAUGACGACGAUGAGGAUGACCAAGGAGAGGACAAGAAGAGCCCUUGGCAGAAGCGGGAAGAGAGACCCCUGAUGGCGUUCAACAUUAAAUGA